GGCGUGCUGCAGGGAGCAACAACGACGCUGCUGCACUUGGCGGGCUGGUUGGCCAGGCGGAAGGGCGCACGUCCGCCGAUGCUAGCGCAGGGCUGCAGUUCCGCCGUGCUGCAGGGAGCAACAACGACGCUGCUGCACUUGGCGGGCUGGUUGGCCAGGCGGAAGGGCGCACGUCCGCCGAUGCUGGCGCAGGGCUGCAGUUCCGCCGUGCUGCAGGGAGCAACAACGACGCUGCUGCUAAAAUGCGGACCUCAAGCAUGGAGCUUGAAGAAGCUCGCGCAGCUCAUCGUGCGCUCCAGCGUGAGAACCAACGACUGCUGAACGAGAACUCCGACCUUUGGCGCGGGCAGUCUGUGUCGGCCUCGCCUGAGGACCCGGCCACGAACCCCACUGAACCGCGUGAAGCGUCUCCAAACACAGGUGCUGGCUCCAGGAAUGUGCAGUCUGAAAGGCACCCUGUGGCACCCAUCAACGAUCGUCUUCUUGGGAGGGCUGUGGGGAAUGCGCACGUUCGUGGUGUCGAGCACGGCAUGCGGCAACUGACAGCGGAGCAGGAGGUGCUCGUGUUUGACCUUGCAGCUGCCAUGAGGCGAGUUCCUGAGGUUGCCAUGUUGGAUGCCAUCACGAUCCUGUUCUGGGAGCUGGCCGACGACAAGAUGGAUUUCUGGCCGUCCCGGAGAGUGCUACUAGGGGCGAUUUGCGCCGCACUCAAGUACAGGACCGCGGAGCAGCGUUGGGACCUGCUCAACGUGUACCUGUACGACCCCGUUCAGCGUGGGUACAUCAGGAACAAACUGCAGGACGAGCGCCACGUCAUACUUACCAAGGGGCGGUGCGGACUCUACAAGUCGUACGACCUUUACAUCCAGCAUCCUGAUAAGAAUCGACAGCUCAUGGGCUCCACUUUGAUUGACGCUUGGAAGGUCCAGUACAAGCCGGUGAAUGGGUCAAUCACCCUUCACACGUGGCAUUGCAAUGCGCAAGGCGUCCCGUUCUCCAACGAUGUGAUCACCCGUGGAAUUGCAGCAUCUUUCCGCCGUGAGGGCGAGGAUGUGCUUAUUCUAAAGCUGAGGCAGAUCGCGUUUUGGCUAUUCGGG
Messenger RNA from Closterium sp. Naga37s-1, 1097 nucleotides. Lineage: Eukaryota; Viridiplantae; Streptophyta; Zygnematophyceae; Desmidiales; Closteriaceae. The record is from the annotation of a GenBank genome assembly.